CGGCGCGGUCCCCGCGCUCCUAUCCCUCCACAGGGGAGGAGAGGGGAUGGGGAGGGUCGGGCACGGCGCAGGGCUGUCCUGAGGAGGCGCGGGAGGACAUCUUGGUGCCUGGCGGGAACGGUGCGGUCACCUGCUGGAGAUGUGAAAUGCUGCAAUCUACUGUUAAACAGCUGCUGUGGCUCCUGAUCAAAGACAGCCAGGAACAAUAUGUAAAAAGCAGAAUCUUCGCCUUCCAAGCAGAGGAACUGGGAAGAUGAGCCCUCCUGUUAACAAGGAAAAGUGGCGUCUUCAAGAGAAUGGCAGUGGUCUCUGCAAUGUCCUGGGUCCUGUAUUUGUGGAUAAGUGCCUGUGCAAUGCUGCUCUGUCAGGGAUCCCUCCAUCACACUUUCCAGCAGCAUCACCUGCACAGACCAGAAGGAGGAACGUGUGAAGUUAUAGCAGCACACAGAUGCUGUAAUAAGAAUCGAAUUGAGGAAAGAUCACAAACAGUAAAAUGCUCCUGUCUACCUGGGAAAGUGGCUGGGACUACACGAAACAGACCUUCCUGUGUUGAUGCUUCAAUAGUGAUUGGGAAAUGGUGGUGUGAGAUGGAGCCCUGCCUAGAAGGAGAGGAAUGUAAGACGCUGCCUGAUAACUCUGGAUGGAUGUGUGCAACUGGCAAUAAAAUCAAGACCACGAGAAUCCACCCGAGGACCUAACAGAGCCUGCAUGGAGGCAGUGAAAGCCCAGCUGAUUUAUGAGGACAAAGUAUCGAAAGUUAAAAACCAUCUCAGCAUUUACAAGCCAAAUGGAUUUCUUAUUUGCACUCUGACUGUUUACCAGAUAACAACAGUGGCUUUACUGUGUGAAAGAGAGUAUUCUGCGGAAAUAACGCCCCUGGCUUUUGACAGCUGAAAAGAAAAAUGAAGAAAAAUGGUUCCUUUGGUAAAGUUUCUGAGAUACAAAGUACAAACAACAGUAUAAGUUUGGAUCUACAAUUUACUUUAUACCAUUUAAAGUAUAUAUAUAUAGAAAUAUAUAUAUAUUAAUAUAUGAUAUUUUGAAAUAAAAGCCUCACUCUUCAAGAAAUUAAAUAGUACCACACUUUGCUGCAGCUGCUGUAAUUUUUUUUCUUUAUUGUAUGGUCUGGAAGAUCCCUACCUGUUUCAGAGAGAAAUGUGGCAGUGAAGAGGCAAAGCAAACCUGCUGCAGUACAAGGACGCCUAAGAGUUACAUGGAUCCUACUGAUAUGGCACCCAGAGCUUCCCGUUCCCUUCGGCAGAAUUUUGAGGGCAUUUCAUUGUUUCACUUUGUGUUCUGGAGGCUUUUCCCCUUGUGCAAUACGAGCAUGCUGGCUUUGCUUCAUAACCAUACUCGGUACUCAAUUGAUAUAUAACAAUGAUAAUUCUAUCCUCUUCCAAGAAAAUAUUUUUAGAGCUGUUAGAUAUUCCGUGGAGAAGAAAUGGACAACUGCUGAGUGAAGUACAGUAUGUAUUAAGUUUAUUUGGCAGAGUUUGGUAGACUGUGAGCUCCCUUCUUAUUAAAGAUGUACUGUAUGUACAACGUCUUCAGACUUUGUAUAGCUCAUAGAGACUACAGUAAAGUCCCAGUAACCAACCCCAAAGCUUUGCGUUGUUGGCUCACUAAUUCUUUGAAACAACAACAAAGCUCCUUCUUUCUAGACUAACAUGGGAGAGGGCUUUUGCAUAUGGUUUCUUUUCUUAUGAGCCAAUUUGCAGUUGGGCUGAGAUGAGAUGCUCUUCAGCAAGGAUGUGUCCGCAGAGUCGUUUACCUCCCAGCAGUGAAUGGUCUGAGUUCACAUUUCUAGCUCUGCUAUUGCUGUUCACUGUUCAGCCUGGCCCUUCUGUUGCUGAGGAAAGAUCAAAUCUGAGGGCUCAAACGUGCGAGCCUAGAUCACAUUGCCAGGCACUUUUGUGAGCAGUUCAGUUAGUUUCAGGGGGUUAUUCAUGUGGAAGGCAUCCUGCUGUCAUGCAUAAGUCUGCACAGCCCACCCUUCAGCACACCUGAUGCUACCAAAUCAAAGUGGAAUUUAGAAGCGUAGAACUCACUUUAUCCAGUCCAGGUUCAUUUCUUUAACAUUUCCAAUUUCCUUUCACCCUGCUUACCUGUCUCUCACAGGACCCCUUUGGCCACGCUUAUCACUUCUAAUCCAAUGCAAAGGAAGCGCUGUACUUCCCAACCCAGAGUUGGCCAAAAUUCUCCCACUAACUUUCUUUCUCCUUCGGGGCAACCACUUCAGUCCCUGAUGUUCCAAGAAGCAGAAAUUUGUCACUGUAAUUACACUGCGUAUUAAAGCAGCUACAUGACAUGUCACGCAAAACUCCAUGCAGGCUUCCCAUGCUGGUCUCUGCCUGAUGCUCACAGCAGAAAUGGAGGCACCUCUUCCAAGCAGUUCUAUUAUUUCCCUUUUAAAAACGGACCAGAAUGGGAAGGUCCAGGAAAAGAUUUUUUUCUUUGCACAGAAACACUAAAUAGGAGCACAAGCCUCACAGGCAGCCCCACUGGUGGCCCAGCUGGGCAGGCUGUGCAUGUCUUGCCAAGGUAUCUGCCUAAACCACAGAAGAUCCCUGUGCUUUAGGCUGUUCUAGACAUGGCCUACCAUGGACAUGGGUCCCUAGGCCAAUCCUCUGAGUUUGGCAGGGACUGCUGCAUGCCCCACUACCCACAGACAGAUGUGUUCCCAAAAUGAGCUCAUCACACCAACUCCAAGCCUAACUGGCACAAAUAAGAAGAAACUUCCCUCAAAUAAAUCCUUAGCAUUCCUCAUUUUUACUAAAACUGCACCUUAAAAAACACCCAAGACUCUCUAGAGCAAGGAAACACUUGAUGCACUAAGUAGUAGACCUUGCUACCAAGAUCAGAGGAGAUUAAAAUCCAGAAAAAAAGACACCAUCCCUUUACCAGUGGGAUCAGAGGCACACAGAGCUAAAUGGCCAUUCAAAAUCCCAUUGGCAGGCUGUGGAAAGCAGCAGAAAUUGAACCUGAGUGUCCUUAUUCCCAAUCUAGGGAUGCUCUAACACCUGCCUCACACACAACAAACUAGCCCGUGGCCUCUUGCACCCUUUCCCAAAUUCCAAGGUAUCACUACUGAGCAGCAUUUACUCCACAGCAGCGCACCUGACGUGGCUCAGAAUGUGAGCAGAUAACAACGCUUACGGCCAUGUCUACAAAAUAUGCCUGUUAAAACUGGGACAUAUUAGACUUGCUAAAAUAUAAGAAGGAAAUGUUGUCAUUUCCACAGCAAAGUUUCUUAAAGAUGUUUAUGAAUCCUUUCUUUGCCAGUGGGCAGCCUCAAAUAUCACCACACCAAAUUCCGUCAACAUCUGCGUCUCUUUGAAGUUUCUGCAAAAUCUGCUCAUGAAGUGCAGCACUCAGAAACUGCUUUUAAUUGUUUUAAUUAAAAUGUUUUAAAGGGGAAUUAAGAUCUUUGCAAAAAUAACGGCUAAUAAAAGAUGAAGUCAAAUUAAGAGCUGGAUGCAGCUAACCGUCAUUGUUUCAGUGAACCAAACUGUAAACAAAAAUAAAAAUAUCCAACCAGCCUGAAGUCAUGAUGAUCGUGUAUUCCAGUGAUAUGAGCAGCAACGCAGUGUAUGGAGGGAAGAUGUCAGAGCUGUCUUUUCACCUAGGCAGCCCCAUGUGUUUCAGUGGUGGAGUGAAAGGGUCCUCCAUCUUUGUGCACGCGAGCCUGCACAAUGUGAAAGGAUAUUUACUUCAAGGAAGAGAAUGUUCAAGUUCCUUGUUUCUGGCACAAGAUGAGACAGAGGGAUGACAGGGAUAAAAAAAAAAAAUCAAAUAUUUGUAAAUGUCUCAAAGAUGAACU
Messenger RNA from Numida meleagris (helmeted guineafowl), 3820 nucleotides. It is a transcript of the gene TAFA1, whose product is annotated as family with sequence similarity 19 member A1, C-C motif chemokine like. The record is from RefSeq and is a predicted model, not a curated record. Gene Ontology annotation, biological process: regulation of neuroblast proliferation; neuroblast differentiation. Gene Ontology annotation, molecular function: receptor ligand activity. Bases 297 to 698 code for a protein of 133 amino acids. NCBI's taxonomy places the organism in Eukaryota, Metazoa, Chordata, Aves, Galliformes, Numididae. The transcript has 7 exons.